AUGAAAGAUAAGCAUGUGAGACUUAGGCGGGCUGACAACGUACCUCAACUACUGAGGGCCAAGAAGGCCAUAACAGCAAAGGAAUGCAUGGUGUUGAAAGAGAGUCUGUCGACGAAUCCGCUGUUGCUGAUGAUCUUGUUAUUGACCGUCUCAAAGGCACCUUAUAUGCUGCCUCAGAAUUCUCUAGCCGUCAAGUUCUCUCUGGCUGCUCACGUCCCUUCCUCUCUUGGGUCUCCAAUCGUGCCUGGUUCCACCGCACACCGAGUCCAUCCAGGAAUUUACAUCAGGAAAGCACCGAAGAGAAUCUGCCAACGCCGUCUCUCUGCUUCAAGAUCCGGGAAAUGGGACCUGUUGACCAAACUGGCUAGCACCGCAGUAACUCGGAAGCUAGGCGAUGGAAAGAAACCGGAGGUUGUUUAUUUGACAGCUGAGAGGUAUCCAAAUUCAUGGAAAUCUGCCUUCAUCAUCAGUAGAAGGAGAUCUGGCUGUACCUGGGUUUUCAAACCUUCCGGGCUUCCCUGCGAAGAGAAAAUGCUAUUCUAUGUCAGCCGCACCAAAAGGCUUUGGAUGAUUCGGGAUCUGCAGUGGAAUAUUUCAUAUUCAGGUGAUCUACAACUCAGAAGUCGCCUGAUAAUUUAUUCGUCUUACCGCAUUGCGCCGAAAGGUUAUCAGCGGGAUGAAGAACUAGUUGGCAGCAAGUAUACUUUGAUCAUGGCUUACCGCGCCGUAACAGACUGUCACUCGACAAAGCACUAUUCAAGCAUUCGGCUCGUAUCAAUCUUCGUCCCACGCCGCACACCCGGAGGAGCGAUGACAGAUGCAUCCCAGAUCAUCCGAUCAGACGUGCAAGUUUUGGAAGUUCUCCUCGAUGUCCACGGUAGCCACCAGAGAACCAGGAAGUCGACCCCAAAGCUCUGGCAAAUCAAGCAGAACCCCGAACAAGACGCCGUAGAAUGUCUACCUUUACAUAAGCCAAGUGCAAGCAGCGAAGUGGAUGACAGAAGGGAGCCCUGCAUGGUUUUGAGGCCUCAAAAUGGUUCACUCGCUGGCGUUGCAUGCUUCAGCACAUCAUGGCAUCCUCAUGUAGUGAAAGCGCAGCAUAGCAAGGCUGGGAUCGCGCUGAUGUAUAGUGCCUCAACGACCAAAUUUUAUCAAGCGCAUGGCUCUGUUCAGCGCAGUAACGGAUCAGAAGACCUCUAA
Pseudocercospora fijiensis CIRAD86 is the source of this 1200-nucleotide messenger RNA. RefSeq lists its product as uncharacterized. Bases 1 to 1200 code for a protein of 399 amino acids. The transcript has 16 exons. The record is from RefSeq and is a predicted model, not a curated record. NCBI's taxonomy places the organism in Eukaryota, Fungi, Ascomycota, Dothideomycetes, Mycosphaerellales, Mycosphaerellaceae.